Molecule: messenger RNA, 366 nt
Organism: Spodoptera littoralis (African cotton leafworm)
Lineage: Eukaryota; Metazoa; Arthropoda; Insecta; Lepidoptera; Noctuidae
Source: the annotation of a GenBank genome assembly
AUGGGUAAAAUAUUUCUUGACCACAUUGGUGGUACCCGUUUAUUCUCAUGUGCAUCUUGCGAUGUGAACCUGACGAAUCGUUCGGAACUGAUCAGCACACGUUUUACUGGAGCCACAGGUCGGGCAUUCUUAUUCCAUAAAGUGGUAAACCUAGUUUACUCUGAAGUACAAGAUCGUGUGAUGCUGACGGGCCGACAUAUGGUGCGCGAUGUCUCUUGCAAAAACUGUGGCACUAAGCUAGGAUGGGUCUAUGAAUUUGCCACUGAAGAGAACCAGAGGUAUAAGGAGGGCAGAGUGAUCUUGGAGAGGGCUCUGGUAACUGAGAGUGAUGGUAUUGAAGAAAUUCAAGUCAACAAUGAUGACUAA